Messenger RNA from Xenopus laevis (African clawed frog), 768 nucleotides. It is a transcript of the gene apom.L, whose product is annotated as apolipoprotein M L homeolog. The coding region runs from base 124 to 690 and encodes 188 amino acids. The transcript is spliced from 6 exons. Gene Ontology annotation, biological process: high-density lipoprotein particle clearance; high-density lipoprotein particle remodeling; cholesterol efflux. Gene Ontology annotation, cellular component: low-density lipoprotein particle; high-density lipoprotein particle; very-low-density lipoprotein particle. Gene Ontology annotation, molecular function: lipid carrier activity; phospholipid binding. The record is from RefSeq and is a predicted model, not a curated record. NCBI's taxonomy places the organism in Eukaryota, Metazoa, Chordata, Amphibia, Anura, Pipidae.
CAAAUAUAUGGGAGCAAGGUUGUAAGAUUAGAGAAAGGAGAGGCCAGAGAGCAGUUGGGAGAGGGAGCAAAUCUGUUGAAUGUAUCGGAGUUGUCAGAAAGGACUAUAGAGACUCUAACAGACAUGAUCCAUAACAUAUGGCAUUAUUUUCUUUAUUUGUAUGGACUCUUCUUGGACUCUCUCUCAGUCUGUGAUAAUAACAACCGUCUCUCCACAUUAAGCAUCAAUAAGACACAGUUCCCCUCACAGUAUUUGGGACGAUGGUACUUCCUUGCAGCUGCCGCCAUACCAGGUACAACGGCUCUAGAAACCUUCACUGUAAUGGAUAAUGCAGAGUUCAGUGUUCGGCAAUGCAGGGAGGAAGAGAAGCUUGACUUCAGAGCUGCCAUCAGGAUAAAGGAUGGACCUUGUGUUCCUAGAAAAUGGAUUUACCUGCUGCCUGAGGGAAGUAUAGAACUAAGGACGGAAGGACACCCAGAUAGACUUACUCAGUUGUUCCCUCCUCGCUGCCCACACUGUGUGAUUCUAAAGGAAACAGACAACAGUUAUGCCAGACUUCUCCUCUACUCUCGGACACCUCAGUUAGAGGAAGAGUUUAUGGAAGAGUUUAAGAAGAAAUCCAGUUGCGAAGGCUACACAGAUAUUCUGACUCUUCCUCAGCAGCAAGAUUACUGCCAAAUCGAAGAUUAAGGUCCCAAAUCAAGGGCUGCCAUCACUGUCCAAAUUAAGAAAACAGACACUAUACAUUAAUAAAAAAUUUUAUAUCAA